This is a messenger RNA of Aspergillus aculeatus ATCC 16872, 1766 nucleotides long. Its product is annotated as small subunit rRNA maturation protein TSR4. The coding region runs from base 180 to 1559 and encodes 459 amino acids. Gene Ontology annotation, biological process: maturation of SSU-rRNA. The transcript is spliced from 2 exons. Gene Ontology annotation, cellular component: cytoplasm. NCBI's taxonomy places the organism in Eukaryota, Fungi, Ascomycota, Eurotiomycetes, Eurotiales, Aspergillaceae. The record is from RefSeq and is a predicted model, not a curated record.
CGCUUUUCUACCGGCUUUUUUUUCCCAGCUGCCCAAAAAUCAUCGCAUCGCUCAUUUGCCUCGUACAGGACAUUCGAUCCAUUGCAUUGUGCUCGAAGCCAAUUGCACAUACUCGCUACGACCGCGCAUAUCAUCUUAUUCAGAUAUUGCUACAUUUGGCCGACCUGACCCCACAGAUCAUGGACCCUUAUGACAGCGACUCAUCUUUCGACGAUGAGGGGGACUUCACCGAGACCGGCGUGCUCUUGGGUUACGCAGCAGACGAGAUUCUAGAAGACUCAAUCAGUCACCUUGGUGGAACUCCGACCUGGCUCGACGACGCUACCCCGCCUCCGGGGGAAUUCGCCAAAUGCAAAGUCUGCAACUCGCCCAUGCUUCUCCUCCUCGAACUGCACGGUGAUCUCCCUGACGACUUCCCCGACGACGAGCGACGUCUGUACAUCUUCGCCUGUCCCAGAAAACCCUGCAACCGCAAACCCGGCAGUAUCAGAGCUCUGCGCGCUACCCGCAAGCUGAAGAGCGAACAGCCUCGAGCCGCAAAAGAACAAGAAGAAGUGGAUAUCCCAACCGAUGCCCCCAAGGAAGAGGAGAAGACGAAGAACGAGGCUCCUAAACCGGAUCUCGGCGCAAGUCUAUUCGGAUCCUCCUCCCUGAUAGGCAGUGUUUCCGCCAACGCCAACCCUUUCUCCUCCGGCGGAGCUGGUGCAAGUAGCAACCCGUUCUCCAGCGGCAGCAACAACACCAACACCAACCCGUUCGCCGCACCCGCCCCAUCUCCAGGUCUAGUCGCCAAAACAUCCACCCCAGCAUCGACGACCGCCAACACUCUCUCCGACUCCUUCGCCGACAAAGUCCGCGUCUCCUCCCCACCCCCACCGCCCGCCGCAUCAUUUAAGACCAUCACACCCCCCGAGGAGACCUCCGGCCCCGUCACCCCGUGGCCUGCCGAAUCCGACUUUCCCGCCCCGUACCCGCGGUUCUACCUCGAUGCCGAGUACGAGACCCUCUCGCGACCCUCGACGCCCACGAUCCCAGACAACGUGACGAUCGACAACAGCGAGGACACCGGCAGCGGCGGCGGGGGCGCCGACCUCAAGGACGCCUUCGAGUCCGAACUGGACAAGGCCUUCAUGCGCUUCUCCACCCGUUUGGGCCACAACCCGGAGCAGAUCCUCCGGUACCAGUUCCGCGGCAACCCCUUGCUCUACUCGCACACGGACGCCAUCGGUAAGCGCUUGCACGAGGUCCUGGCGCACAAGCCCGCCAACGUGCACAUCGCCACCACGACGACGACGGGGGGCCAGGGCCCGUCCGUCUCCAGCCGCAUCCCGCGCUGCGAGUACUGCGGCAGCGAGCGCGUGUUCGAGUUCCAGCUCGUCCCGCACGCCAUCAGUGUGCUCGAGGACGGCCGGGAGGGCGUCGGUCUCGGGGACGCCGGCAUGGAGUGGGGCACGAUCAUGCUGGCCGUGUGUGGCCGGGAUUGUGGACCGAAGGAGGUCGGGGUCGUGGGCUAUCGUGAGGAGUGGGCCGGUGUGCAGUGGGAGGAGGCGGCGAAAUGAUUGAUUGACCGAUUGAUUCCGCUCUACUCUUUUUUGCAUCCCCUUCCACAAUGGGGAAAAAAGACAAUAAGGGUGUAAGGUCUAAAAUCAGAACCUACCUCCCAACGCUUUACCCAUGAAUAAUUUGAUGUUGAUGAUGACCAUUUAUACAUACAUACAUACUCUACCAUGUUCAUAGACGCCAUUGAGCGUUUUAGGCCUCAUUGG